Messenger RNA from Brassica oleracea var. oleracea, 375 nucleotides. RefSeq names its product glycine-rich cell wall structural protein 1-like. Lineage: Eukaryota; Viridiplantae; Streptophyta; Magnoliopsida; Brassicales; Brassicaceae. The record is from RefSeq and is a predicted model, not a curated record.
UGUAUUAUGCACUCUUCACUACGAACUCUCUAGCUCUUCUUAACAGAAACACACAACAAAGUUAAGUUACAAAAGAGUAACAAGAGAUGGCAAGUAGGUAUUUAGCAGUGUUUCUUGUUGCUCUAACGGUGGUUCAAUCCGUCACCGCCGCAAGACCGACCCCGGCCAAGAAUGUCGGAGCUGGUCUUGACGACCAAAAGAAUUUUGUUGCGUUUGCUGGAGUCGGUGGAGCUGCUGGAGCAGGCCUUGGUGGUGUAGCCGGUGGAGUAGGUGGCGUCGCUGGAGUUCUACCUGUAGGUGGAGUAGGCGGAGGGAUUGGUGGUCUCGGCGGUGGUGUAGGUGGUCUAGGCGGUGGUGUAGGUGGUCUAGGCGGUG